Messenger RNA from Patella vulgata (common limpet), 3337 nucleotides. RefSeq names its product organic cation transporter protein. The transcript has 8 exons. Bases 1549 to 2829 code for a protein of 426 amino acids. NCBI's taxonomy places the organism in Eukaryota, Metazoa, Mollusca, Gastropoda, Patellidae. Gene Ontology annotation, cellular component: membrane. Gene Ontology annotation, biological process: transmembrane transport. The record is from RefSeq and is a predicted model, not a curated record. Gene Ontology annotation, molecular function: transmembrane transporter activity.
UCUGAUUCGCAGACCGACAAAUGUUCUUGGUAGUCUAUGAGAAAUGAACAUGGUGCCAAUCCAAACUUAGUCUUGAUAUCUAAUUCACUCUCUAUUUCAAAAUAGGCUUCUUUCCAAACAUCAUUUUAACUUUACAAAUCCUCACAAAAUGCAGGGAGAUAUUCUGCCUGCUUAUCGGGACUUUUUUGAGAGAGCUGAUCAUUUUUAAAAAUAGGUAGGCCUAGAUCAUGAGGCCUAAUAUUUAAACUUUACAAAUCUUAACAAAAUGCAAAACUUUAUGAGGCCUAGUGUUAUUUUUUUUCAAACCUUAGGAAAAUGCAUUGAGAUCGGUCUGUCAAGUAAAACCAUAAAACGCAAAAAGGUACUAAAUUAUACUGAAUAAAAUUAAAUAUUUUAAUAUUCGUCCAUAUUCUUUAAAGACAAAAUGAAGCUCAAGCUUUUUUAAAAACUGUGUUUGUUUGCGAAGGAUAUUUAACAUUAAAAAAAAGAUUUAAAUAACAGGUCAAAUGCAACAGAUAACUUGAUAGCUUUACAACCACUGUAUUUUUUUCCAGAAUUAUAAAACAAAUUGAAGGUUUAAUGUUUAAAAAUGUAUGGUUGGGUUCUCUCGUUGUUGUUGUUAUCAUACAUCAAAUAAUCUUCCAAGGAUGUUGCGUCCUGAAAGAUAAAAAGUAGACUAUUCAUUUUGCCACACAUUGAGUGUCUAUUUGGUUUCAACUCUGCAUAACAGGUUUUGUAAAUUGCCGUGUUACAGACCCAGUCUUAAAAUUUGGGACUAAAAUGGAAAUCUUUGACGUGUACCACCAAUUUGUACACUUAACCAUAUUAACAAAUAGGAAUUAUAGUGAGAACUGCUAGCUCUUAAUCUAAUCUCCCAUAGUGUAUCUAGUAACAACGCAUUCAGUAAAUCAUUAAAAUUUGUUUGGCUUCGAGGUCUGUACCAUGCUAACGUUUAGAAUACAAAACAUUUAAUAUCAUGGAUUUAGCUGUUCAAGUUAUCAAAAAUCAUUGAAAAUCAAUAUUAUUAUUCGUCUCAAGACCUUAAACUCUGUGUAUCAAUCUGAUACUAACUUUAGCCUCUAGAGCGUCCACAAGAUAUUUCAAAGUGAUCAAGGACCAUAACUCUGGCAGUAAUUAUCGGAAAUCGUUGAAAAUCAAUUGGCUUCUUCGUUUCAUGACCUUAACACUGUGUAUGAAUUUAAAGUCAAUCGGAUAUUAAAUAUACAUUAGGCAAGAUCUAAAUCUGCCUAUUGCAUGUCUUUCUUUAGGUCGGAUAUGUUAUCUAAAUUAUUAAUUAGACAUUAAUUAACUUAUCCAGACCAUAAUCAAUUCACGAUGUCAACGCUAGCCUGCAAUAUUUACUCAAUUAGGAUCCGAUUUGCUGCUCAACUUUCAUUUAUGAUUUAAUCAUGAAAUGGAUAAUCGAGAGUAUGCUUUUUCUUCAAGACAUUGCUUAUUAGGAUUAAUCUAAUCUUUAUUUCGCAGUUUUAGAAGAUGUUUUUAAAUUUAACAUGCAAGCCCAUAUUUUAUAUAUUAAUUUAGUUUAAUAUGGUGUGUGACGAUGAUAUCUUAAAAAAUAAUGCUAUUAUGUUGACGUUCCUGGGAGUGGUAUUCGGGUCAACCAUUAUUGGUAACCUCGCCGACAGAGUUGGUCGUAAACCGGCAUUGGUUAUAAGUAACAUCGUGUUUGUCACUUCUGCUUACUUACUGGUUUGGUCACCCAAUUAUAUUUUCUUGGCGAUUGCUAGAUUUUGUGUUGGAAUAGGAAUAGGAGGACAGGGGAUAACUACCUUUAUUUUAGGUGUGGAGAUUGUUGGACCUUCUAAAAGAAGAUUUACUGGAGUGAUGUGUAACUUCAGUUGGUGUUUGGGUAUUUUCAUGGUAGCAAUGUUAGGAUAUUAUAUUAGAACCUGGCGAUACCUACAUCUAGCUGCAGCCAUCUUGACAUCACAGCAGUUAUUCUACUAUUUCAUGGUAACGGAAAGUCCACGUUGGUUAUUAACACGAGGUCAACUUGAUAAGGCACAGAAACUAAUCAAGAGAGCAGCUGAUGUCAAUAAAACGAUUGUAAGCGAUGUAGUACUAAACAACUUAAGAUUACCAGAACAGCCUCCAACAGCAAAUUUCUGGAAACUUUGUUCAACACGAAAACUGACAGCAAGAACACUUGCCAUUUAUUUUGUGUGGUUUACAGUGAGUGUCACGUAUUUCGGUAUAAUGCUAAAUUUAAAGUUUUUGGUGGGAAAUAUAUAUCUGAAUCUAUUUCUGACAGCCAUCAUUGAAGCAGUUUGUUAUACAAUUGUUACAUUAGUAAUAGAUAAAUUAGGAAGAAAGAAACUGAUAUGUGGAUGUUAUUCUCUACAGAUUAUAUCAUUAAUAGCUGUAAUAUUUAUACUACUAUACGUACCACCAGAUCUGAACUGGUUGAUGACAUUAUUUACCUUGAUUGGUCAGUGUGGAGCUAUAAGUAGUUUUGCUAUAGUUUGGUUGUGGACAAGUGAACUUUUCCCGACAGAAUUAAGAAAUGUUGGAACCGGUACAGGUUCCGCUUCAGCACGGGUAGGAGCUCUUGUUGCACCAUAUCUAGAAUUAUUGAGUAAAUUAGUUCCUGGAAGAUUUAAAGAGGUUUCGCCAUUUUUAAUUUUUGGCAUUAUUUGUAUGGUAGCUCUAGUUCUAAUGGUCUGUGUCCUACCUGAAACAAACAAACAAAAACUACCAGAUACUGUGGGUGAUACAGAAAGAUUGAAACAUGGGUUUGGAGAAACGAGAGAUAUUAUGAAUGGGAAAGAUGAAACGGUUGAAAUGCUUGGUACAGAUUCUAAAUGUUGACUCUCGAAUUUGCAUGUUUAUAUGGGAGAUAUAGAUUCCUUUGUUUUGUAGUAUUUAAAUAAUAUACGAGGGCAAUUCAUUCGACAAUUACUAGUACAAACUAUCUAUAAGUGUAUCUAUAAGUUAUGCAUGGAUAUGAAAAUAUUUCGAAAAUUGAAUACAAUUGUUUUAGCGGUGGAUGGAGUUUUCAGAUCAAAGAAAAUUCUGUAAAAGAAAGAUGGAGACGGUCAAAUUAUCGCUCCAUUUGAUUAGAAGAAAUGGCUGUUAUGUUAAACGAAGAUUUUAUAGAAUAUUAGAUUACAACUUCCAUUGAUAUCUCAAUCUGAUUAAAAAACAGAUCCUAUUUCGUUUCGUUUUUUAUAGUUCAAAAUUUCGUUUUACUAGUCUUUAAUACACUAGGAUCUGGAAGAGUUGUUAUAAUUGACGUUUUCUGGAUGAUGUGAGGGUUUAGCCAACGAAUCGGUCUGUUACAGCGAGCUUUUGGCGUGUGCUGCAGUCAAAUGUGGGG